UGCGCUUGCGCAGAAGGUGCAACAGUCCGGGGAGGGGUGGAGCCUGAGGAGCUUAGCCUGAGGUGAUAAAGAAAAUACGGAAAAGAUCCGUAUGGAGGUCAGGUCUGGCUCCGCCGGGAGAGAGGAGAUGGGCCAGCUCGGUGUUCAAGAGCUGAUGCUUUGGAGGUCCCAGUGUUCUGACACCUCGUGCCUACGUGGCUUUGGGAUAGCUAACAGCCAGGAGAAACACAGUGGAAAAUGCAAAACAACGAAAUCAUAAAACCUGCCAAAUACUUCUCAGAAUUGGAAAAGAGCAUCCUGCUGGCGUUAGUAGAAAAGUACAAGUAUGUGCUGGAGUGUAAGAAAAGCGAUGCGCGAACUAUUGCCCUCAAGCAGCGAACCUGGCAGGCGCUUGCCCACGAGUACAACUCCCAGCCCAGCGUGUCGCUGCGGGAUUUCAAACAGCUGAAGAAGUGCUGGGAGAACAUCAAGGCUCGGACCAAAAAGAUUAUGGCCCACGAGAGGAGAGAGAAAGUGAAGCGCAGCGUCAGCCCGCUUCUGAGCACCCACGUCCUGGGGAAGGAGAAGAUUGCCAGCAUGCUGCCGGAGCAACUUUACUUCCUGCAGAGCCCUCCCGAGGAGGAGCCCGAGUACCACGCUGAGGCCGCCGCCCAAGAAUCAUUUGCUGUUUCAAAUAGAGAACUGUGCGAUGAUGAGAAAGAGUUCAUACAUUUUCCAGUAUGUGAGGGGACCUCUCAACCUGAACCCUCGUGUUCAGCUGUCAGAAUAACAGCCAAUAAAAACUACAGGAGCAAAACCUCUCAGGAAGGUGCUUUAAAAAAGAUGCAUGAGGAAGAACACCAUCAACAAAUGUCCAUCUUACAACUGCAGCUGAUACAAAUGAAUGAGGUGCAUGUGGCCAAAAUCCAGCAGAUAGAGCGAGAGUGUGAGAUGGCAGAGGAGGAACACAGGAUAAAAAUGGAAGUUCUCAAUAAAAAGAAGAUGUAUUGGGAAAGAAAACUACAAACUUUUACCAAGGAGUGGCCUGUUUCCUCAUUUAACCGGCCCUUUCCCAAUUCACCCUAAAAGACUGUGGGGGUGGCUCCCUUGUAAUUAAUCUGUGUUGGCAAAGAAAGUCUGGAACACGAACUUGCGGUCAGUCACCUGUAACAGAGCUACGAACUAGGAAAAUUAGAGUGGCAGUAGUCACUUAAGAAAAAAAAAAAAUACAUUCAGGCAAACAGCUGCGCCCUAUGUACCCCUUCAGUGGUCAAGAAGCUGUUAGAGUUUUCUGAAAAUUAUCACUUUGAGUGCUAUCAUUCUGAAUGUAAUGUCUCUUAAUUAGAAUUCAUACAAGAACCAUG
Messenger RNA from Cervus elaphus (red deer), 1343 nucleotides. RefSeq names its product Myb/SANT DNA binding domain containing 3 (gene MSANTD3). Lineage: Eukaryota; Metazoa; Chordata; Mammalia; Artiodactyla; Cervidae. The record is from RefSeq and is a predicted model, not a curated record. Bases 238 to 1065 code for a protein of 275 amino acids. The transcript has 4 exons.